This is a messenger RNA of Neodiprion fabricii, 1770 nucleotides long. Its product is annotated as glycine-rich protein DOT1-like. The coding region runs from base 116 to 1228 and encodes 370 amino acids. The transcript has 5 exons. The record is from RefSeq and is a predicted model, not a curated record. Lineage: Eukaryota; Metazoa; Arthropoda; Insecta; Hymenoptera; Diprionidae.
GUCCUGAUCCGUGAAUUUCGUUGUACCGGAUACUUGAUACCUGGAGAUAUUUCAACGGAAUUACAGAGUGGUUGAUAAUAAAGUUCAACUUGAGAUACUCGACUUGAUCAUUUCGAUGGGGUUUUCACGUACUCUUAACGAGAUUCCCUGCGCCUUGCUCGCAGCAGCGGUAUUCACGGGACUGAUCGCCUCGACGACGGCCACCUUUGGAAAUGAACACGUUCACAUAAAGAUCCAUCUGCCUGAGAUAGUGCAGGAUGUUCAUCACGAGAAGAAGAUAAUAAAGCACGUUGAGGACCAUGGCCACGGUCAUGGUCACGGUGGAGGCGGCGGAGGUUACGGAGGUGGCGACGACCACAUCGAACACAUAGAAAUAACAAGCCCAGGAAUCGGGGGCGGAGGUUUCGGCGGUUACGGAGGAGGAGGCGGCGGCGGAGGUCACGGAGGUCACGGAGGUCACGGAGGUCACGGAGGAGACAGCGGGAGCUUUGGAGGAGGUUUCGGAGGCGGAUUCGGAGGCGGCGGACACGGCGGUGGUGGCUUUGGUGGAUUCGGAGGUGGAGGUGGAGGCCAUGGCCAUGGCCACGGCCACGGCGGAGGCGGAGGACACGGAGGUGGCGACAGUUACAGCGUUAUAACAAGCUACAGCAGUGGUGGGGGAGGAGGUGGAGGACAUGGAGGCGGUGGAGGAUUCGGUGGUGAUUUCGGAGGCCAUGGAGGAGGAGAUUUCAGUAGCUAUGGCGGAGGCGGUGGUGACUUUGGAGGCCAUGGAGGCGGAGAUUCCGGCGGCUACAGCGGAGGCGGUGGUGACUUCGGAGGCCAUGGAGGAGGAGAUUUUGGCGGCCACAGCGGAGGCGGUGGUGACUUCGGAGGUUACGGUGGAGGCGGUGGCGGCGACUUCAGCGGGGGUCACGGUCACGGAAUCGAAAUCGGCUCAGGCCCCGGAUUCGACAUAAGCAGCAUCAGCAGCGGCGGUCACGGCGGUGGCGGAUUCGGAGGCGGCGGUCACAGCCACAGUCACAGCCAUGGCGGCGGCGGCGGUGGUGGUGACAGCUACAGCAGUGGCGGUAGCUUCGGCGGCGAUGAUCACGGCUCCAGUUUCAGCUCUGGCAGCUACUCAAGCUCGAUCUCGAGUGGAUUCGGCGGCGGUUCCUCCGGACACGACAGCUACAGCAGCGGUGGAGGCGGCGGAGGUGGUGGCUUCUCCGGAUACCACUACAGGAAGUAGAGAGGUUCAUAUCGCUCUGUCCUUCCAAGCUUCCGUCCGACAUCCGAACGGAGUAAGGAAGUUCUCCGGAACGCCGAGAAAGCGUUCGAAAACCCGUUGCCCGAUAUUUUCACCGUGAUAAAUUCAAAGCGAGUUCAGCCACUCGAACGGCAGAUAUAUUGAACGUUCUGCGUAUAAUUUAUGCGUAUGAGUUUACGUCGUAACUCGUAUUCGAAAAUUUUUACGAUACCGAGUGCACCGUUUGGCCCGAUAAACAUAUUUUCGUAAUUUUUUCUACCAUAUGCUCGCAGAAGCUGAUUCUAAGCUUUAUCCACCUGUCGGCUUGACGAGGAAUUCAAACACGAUGUCUCGUGCAAUUCAUCACACUAUACAACAUUCUCAGUUAUCAUUGUAUUCAUCUUUUUAUCCAUAAGACAAACAUACUCGACUGUUGACCUCACUAAUUUGUUGCUACAUUUGUAUGAUAUGUUAUUGUAAAUAAUUCAUCCUGUUAGUAUAUUGUUUAUUUUUUAAUAAAAAACUGUUUUAAGUACAAAAAUAUA